Messenger RNA from Syngnathus acus (greater pipefish), 789 nucleotides. RefSeq names its product secretory phospholipase A2 receptor-like. Bases 1 to 789 code for a protein of 262 amino acids. NCBI's taxonomy places the organism in Eukaryota, Metazoa, Chordata, Actinopteri, Syngnathiformes, Syngnathidae. Gene Ontology annotation, molecular function: signaling receptor activity. The transcript is spliced from 6 exons. The record is from RefSeq and is a predicted model, not a curated record.
AUGUUUGCGGUUUCAUCAGGACUAUCCGAUUAUGAGUCAACAUGUGACACGGCCAAUGGAUGGCGUCCUCACGGCUCCAACUGCUACAAAAAGAUGGAGACCCCCAACGGUUGGCUGGGGGCUCGUCACGACUGCCUCUGGGAGGGCGGCGACCUGGUCUCCAUCACCUCGUCAUACGAGGAAAACUUUGUGAAAGCGCAAAUGGGCAACAAUCUGUACUGGAUCGGACUCUCCAAUCUGUUUUUUGAAGCUAGAGAAAAUAUGCUGACUUGGUCCAACACUGGUGUGACGCCGACCUACACCAACUGGGACAGAUAUUAUAACGGAAGCUCCAACGUUGAGUCCUGCGGGUACAUCAGCCAAGGCGUUCACCCCCUCAGUCCGCCUGGCAAGUGGAGACACGGAUCGUGCAGAUCCUCAUCGGCAUACAUGCGCGAGCGUUCGCCGGACGCCUGUCCGGACGGAUGGCCGUGUUCCUACAAAGACUUAGGUUACAGUUAUAAUCGAGUGGAGACUUCUUACUGCAACUCUGGCGAGUUCCUGUUCAAGAACUCUUGUUAUUUAUUUGAGAAGACAUUUAAAACUUGGCAAGCGGCUGAAGAUUUCUGCAAGACAAAGCAAGGUCACCUGACCAGCAUCCACUUCCACUUUGACGGGGUAUUCUUGGCUGCUCAUCGGCGAGCAGCAAAUGGACGGUACGCUUGGGUGGGACUCAGGAAGAUCAAUGGCAAUUUCAAGUGGUGCGACAGAUCACCUACAGCAAGUGACACGUAUGCAACAGAGGUCUAA